Messenger RNA from Anoplophora glabripennis (Asian longhorned beetle), 2748 nucleotides. RefSeq names its product band 4.1-like protein 4. Lineage: Eukaryota; Metazoa; Arthropoda; Insecta; Coleoptera; Cerambycidae. The transcript has 2 exons. Gene Ontology annotation, cellular component: cytoskeleton. Bases 278 to 2500 code for a protein of 740 amino acids. The record is from RefSeq and is a predicted model, not a curated record.
ACAAAAGCUCGUCUAUGAGCAUGGGUAUCACCUGUGGAACAUGGCAUGGCUCAAGACACGGUGGAAAGGGAAUGCUAAGACAAUGCAAGCCAUCAUUGGCUAUUCGUGGUCAAAAUAGCUCUUCAGUAUGCAGUGUGCAGUGAACCACUAGUGAACUUCAAGAGGUGAUUGCCCUUCCUCUAAGUCCAAUAUACAAGGCUAAUCAUAAUUGUGAUUAUGAACUUGUAAAUGUCCGCGCAGCAUUCUUUUAUUAAUUUCCAAAGGAAAUUGAUUUAAAAUGGAGUGUUUCUGUUCCAAAGUAUACUCUGUACACUGCAAAAUUGUGUUCCUGGAUGAGACUGAGUUAGUUCACGAGAUACAGAAUAACAGUACGGGGCAAGCUUUGCUGGACGUAGUCUUUCGCCACCUUAACCUCUUGGAGACAGCUUAUUUUGGACUGCGGUACCUCGAUCAAAAUGGGCAGACGCAUUGGUUGGACCCCACGAAAAAAUUAAACAAGCAAAUCAAAGGACCCGAUCCCUACACGCUGUAUUUCGGUGUUAAGUUCUACGCAGCCGACCCUUGUAAACUGUUGGAAGAGAUCACUAGGUACCAAUUUUUUUUGCAAAUCAAGCAGGAUAUCUUGCAAGGACGUCUGUUGGUUCCCUUCGAGCUAGCAUCAGAGUUAGGUGCUUAUAUUUUACAAUCGGAACUAGGAGACUACGACCCCAGGAGGCACAGUCCCGGAUAUGUAUCGGAAUUCCGCUUCUUACCAAAUCAGAGCGUGGAACUGGAGAUGCGUAUGGCUGAACUACACCAAACCUUGAUCGGACAAUUACCGUCUCAAGCGGAAAUGAAUUACUUGGACAAAGUUAAGUGGUUGGAAAACUACGGAGUGGAUCUACACCCCGUGUUGGGUGAAGAUCACGUGGAGUACUUCCUAGGACUGACACCAAGUGGUAUAAUAGUGUUACGCAAUAAAAACACCGUUGGAAACUACUACUGGCCUAGAAUUACUAAAAUAUACUUCAAAGGCAGGUACUUCAUGCUGCGAGUGACUGACAAGAACAAUGACGAGUGCACAUAUGGUUUCGAAACUCCAUCGAAGUCCGCAUGUAAACAUCUGUGGAAAUGCUGUGUCGAACACCACGCUUUCUUUAGAUUAGUACAAGUAACCCCCACGUCCCCUGACAUUUUCGCGCUCGGCUCACGUUUUAGAUAUAGUGGUCGUACGGAAAAACAAGCCGUUAGAGAUGCUCAGAUGAAGCUAAGACAACCCCCUACGUUUUCCCGUAAACCAUCGAGAAAGUACUCGAGGAGACUUAACCUCACAAACAACGAGCCCCCUGUAGUGAAUGACCCCGUGAAAUCACCUUACGCCCAAGAAGUGAAGCAUAUAUCUCUCCCCUUACCUGCGGACAAUUUUGAAAGUGUAUAUAAUACGAAUACGUUAACUAGUAUCUCUAAUACCAAAAAAUUCGAUUCCCCACAUAGUACGAGAAGUGCUCCUUGGUCUCAACCCCUCUCCAAAGGCUUAUACAAUAACAGUUCUGCACCUCCUAGUCCUCGCUCCGUUAGAUCAGGUAGAUAUAGGUCCUCUUCCGUGGACAGUCAGAGUUCUAACGAUUCGAGAAAUUGUAAAAAGAGAAAACACAGAAGCAGGACCUCGGAUAAUGAAAGUGAGCUGUCGAAAAGUUCUUCGAGGUCCAGGAGGAAGCACAGGAAGAGAAAAUCGAGAAGCCGGAAAGAUUCCGGUUCAGAAUACGAUUCUAAGUCUACAGAACGAAGAUCUAGUCGAUCCAAAUCCGAUAAUUAUUACGAAUUAGUUGAUUCCGGACUGCAAUGGCAAGAAGUGCAAAAGAACAUCUCCAGAGACAGUAACUCGAAUAGUAUCCAACAAGCUAAUGUGAUCAGUAGUAGGAAAAACAACGAAAGGAAGCCUGAACCUGGAGACUACAACAGCACGGGAAGGAGAAACAAACAUAGAAAGCACAGGUCACGAUCACGAUCACCAGGGGACUCCAAACCCUGGCUAUCGAAUGAGUUCAAGAAGCAUUUGGAGUUUGACCUCGUAGAGACUACUGGAUUGAGUGAUUUACAACUUAAAGAAAUACCGUAUACAGUUGUCCAAACGAACUAUUCCAAGCAUGUUAAAUUAAAACACUCAAAUUCAACAAAAAGCGACGAUAAGAGUCGUACAAGCACGCUUUCCUCAUACUCACACCAUUCGCAUCAUUACAACGACAAAAACCCUAGCUACAACCAUCACGGUUUGUUGAACGAUACAUAUUCUAAUUUUUCAUACCCUGAUCAUCAUGACAGUAAUAGUAAUUCCAUACUUGGCUUACCAGAGCCGUUACAACCGUCUGGUUACUAUGGCGGGAGCCACCUGGGUGGUUAUAGCAGUUCCAUCCAGGAAAAUUUCCCAAAUUUUAGGAUACACCAUGAGCAUUCGGACUCAGGUUUGGGAGUCGACCAGGAUUGUGAUGGAAAGCGACCGCAUCAGAACAGAAUGAACUGAAACUUAGCUUUAAUAUGUAGUUGAGUUAUUGUCGUGUUACCCCUAAGUCUUUCCAAAAAAUAACUUAUAAUUUGUAUUAUAAUUUAAUAAUUUAUGAUUUUUAUAUUUUGUUACCUAAUUUCUCGACCUGUACAGCUUCUCUAAUUUUUUUUUUUCAUUGUUUGACUUGUCUAAGUUACCUUAUCUCGUUGGGCUUUUUAACUUAUAUUUUUGCUGUUUAAUCCUUCCUCUUUAUUCAGUAUUUUAAU